AUGGCACGCCUCGCGUGGCUGCUCAGCACCCUGCUGCUGCAAGCCAAUGCGCUCGCUCCGACCCUGCGCACGCUCCUUCGCCGCCGUGCCACGGUGGCGGACCGCGAGGCCGCGCUCGCGCAAGUGAUGGGCGCGCCGGACCGCGACGCGCUGCUCGACGAGUGCCUGCAGCCGUCGCGCAUCCCGCGCUGGCUCGCGCGCGCGCCCGUGAGCUGGCCGGCGCGCGACCUCGCGGCGCUCGAGCGCGUCCUGAAGCUCGGCGGCGAGCUCGACGACGCCGGCGCGGCGCGGCGCGCGCUGCUGUCGACGCUGCGGCAGCUGCCCGAGGCCGGCGGCGCCGUGCGCCUCGAGCGCGAGGCGCGGCGGCGGUCGCGCCUCGCGCCGUCCUUCGACGAGAUGCUCGCGCGGACGCCGGACCUGUCGACGCCGGCCUUCGAAUUGGUCGACACCGCGGACGACUUCCAGGUCCGGCGCUACGCGGACUUCUCCGUCGUGCGCACGGCGCGCCGGGCGCCGGUCGCGGCGGAGGGCCUCGAGCUCCAGAACCCGAAGAUGGCCGGCGCGGGCGCGUUCCAGGCGCUCGCGGGCUACAUCUUCGGCGGCAACGGCCGCGAGGAGAAGAUGGCGAUGACGACGCCCGUGUUCACGCGCGGCGGCGACAUGGAGUUCGUGCUGCCCGAGGCCUACUGGUCCGACGCGUCCCGGGCGCCGGCGCCGACGUCGGACGUGGAGCUGAGCGCGGGCCAGAACGGCCUCGUCGCCGCGGCGUUCUUCGGCGGGUACGCGACGAAGGACGAGGUCGAGCGCCGGUCCGCGGCGCUCGUCGACGCGGUCCGGGCGAGCGGGGCCUGGACGCCCGUCGACGACCCGUACCAGGCGGCGUACAACGACCCCUUCACGCCGCCCUGGCGCCGGCGCAACGAGGUGCUCGUGGCGGUCGAGGCGGCGAAUUAA
This is a messenger RNA of Aureococcus anophagefferens, 954 nucleotides long. RefSeq lists its product as hypothetical. The coding region runs from base 1 to 954 and encodes 317 amino acids. The transcript has a single exon. NCBI's taxonomy places the organism in Eukaryota, Pelagophyceae, Pelagomonadales, Pelagomonadaceae. The record is from RefSeq and is a predicted model, not a curated record.